This is a messenger RNA of Erigeron canadensis, 843 nucleotides long. RefSeq lists its product as uncharacterized. The record is from RefSeq and is a predicted model, not a curated record. Bases 1 to 843 code for a protein of 280 amino acids. The transcript has a single exon. Lineage: Eukaryota; Viridiplantae; Streptophyta; Magnoliopsida; Asterales; Asteraceae.
AUGUCUUCAACUUAUAACUAUCAAACCAGUAAUUCUAAUCAUUCACAUGCCAAUGAUAAUAUCAGCGACGAAGAAGAAUUUGUAGAUUGUGAAGAUAACAAAUAUGAAGAUAAUAAUAUCAACCAUGAACACAAUGGCGAUUUUACACUUAUGUAUAUAAAUGAAAAUGAAAAUAAUUUGCAUGCCUCUGCAGAUAAAACGUCAAGAGAUAGUCAAACAAAUUCGGCAUUUCAUUUGUUUGAUCAAAAUUUAUUAUCAAAGGAUGACGAAAAUCAACUACCAAUUCAACCUCACGUAGACAAAGUAUUCAUUAAAUCGCCUCAAGGAGCCACAUCAUCGUCAUCAUCUACAUCGGAAUAUGAUGAUUGUGAAGGUGUAGCACUUGGCCCAUAUCGUACGUGGUCAAAACAAGAAAAUGCAAAGGAAAAUGUGGAACUCAAUAAAAAGAGUAAUUCAACGGGUUUCUCAAAGCUAUGGAGACUAACAGGGAAAGUUGGCCGAAGCAAUAGUGAUGGUCGUGAUGCAUUUGUGUUUUUAAAAAGGCCAGCAGAUGAUAGGAAAACGACAACAUCGUCAAAGAUGGUUGUGAAGCGGACUGCUGUUGGUGGGUCGUUGGUGAAAGCCAAUAUUGACAAUAUUGAUGGUGCAAAAACGAAAGUUGUUAAGAUAGGUACCAAAGCGCAAAAUGCAAAUGUAUCGGCCCAUGAGGUUUACUUGAGGAAGAAAGAGCAAACAGAAGAAGAACGAAAGCGAUCUUACUAUUUACCUUAUCGUCCGGAAAUCAUGGGGUUCUUUACUAAUGUUAAUGGUGGUUGUUUAAGCAAGAAUGUACAUCCCUACUAG